AUGGCCGCGUUAGACAUACUAGACGACACCAGACUUGAACGGUUGUUACAGGAUAUCAACCAUGAUGAGAGGGCUACAAUGGUGGCCGGUGAAAUUCGAUCGAAAUUACAGUGCAUAAUGACGGACUUUGACUUUGUUGUCGACGCCUGGCCUCACUAUAAAGCUUUAGUUAUCCGCCGCCCUAUACAUAUACGGGAAAGAUUCUCCAGGGGUGCUAUGGUAUAUGCUAAAGACCCAGAAGCCUUGAGGGAGCUACUUCUGAGAGAUGGAGUCACGGAGUGGUUGGACGAAGUCAGUUUUAGAGGCUGUGAUUCAAGAGUGAUGCCAGUUUUCUCGGCCCUGUCGGAGCAUCACAACACAAAACUCACCUGUACACUGAAUGGUGUGCUCCUUAGAGUCACCGAAGAUUCUCUGACACUCAGGCCGAUACCUGACGGGUUUACAGUGACAAGUCUCAAACCAGAUCAGUCGGAGAUGGCCAACUCUAAUUGGAAGUUCAGUAGUGAAUACUCCAUAAAUUACAUCAGAGAUAUAAUUGGGAAAAUGCCGUCUUGUUGCCUGUACGACAACACGGGAGACGUGGUGGGCUACGCCUUCACCUACCACUACGGCUUUUUGGGGAUGUUGCACGUGAAAGAAGAUUACAGGGGGAAGGGGUACGCCAAGGUGAUCGUGUCCCACUUAGCACAGAAAUGUCUUCAGGAACAGAAGUAUGUUUCCGUGGUUGUUGAAAGCGACAACCAUCUGUCGCUGAAGCUUCAUACAGAUUUAGGAUUUGUAGAAGUGCCAGACUUGAGGCUUUCGUGGGUAGACCUGACUCCAACGUCCAAUAUACCAACAGCUGAGAAGGAAGUGUUCAAUAGUUAGCAAACUGUCAGUGGAAAUUAUGAUUUGACUCUGAAAAUCAAUAUGAGAAAGAUGUCCCAAUUAGAAAAUACCAAUAAAUGAAUGAUUUCCAACACAAUUCAAUCAAAAUCAUGUUUCACGAUUUGUCAGAUGAAUAGCUUUUGCGUGUGUUUGUCCCUGCCUGACGCUCGGCAUUAAUGGGUACAACAAGGACUGGUCGGCUCGGAGUCAGAGUUGGGUAGUCAUGCUUAACUGCGACAUGGUAUCU
This is a messenger RNA of Haliotis rubra (blacklip abalone), 1114 nucleotides long. RefSeq names its product glycine N-phenylacetyltransferase-like. Lineage: Eukaryota; Metazoa; Mollusca; Gastropoda; Lepetellida; Haliotidae. The transcript has 5 exons. Gene Ontology annotation, cellular component: mitochondrion. The coding region runs from base 1 to 867 and encodes 288 amino acids. The record is from RefSeq and is a predicted model, not a curated record. Gene Ontology annotation, molecular function: glycine N-acyltransferase activity.